This is a messenger RNA of Protobothrops mucrosquamatus (brown spotted pit viper), 1167 nucleotides long. It is a transcript of the gene CCDC91, whose product is annotated as coiled-coil domain containing 91. The annotation marks the transcript as partial. Gene Ontology annotation, cellular component: trans-Golgi network. Lineage: Eukaryota; Metazoa; Chordata; Lepidosauria; Squamata; Viperidae. Gene Ontology annotation, biological process: Golgi to lysosome transport. The record is from RefSeq and is a predicted model, not a curated record. The transcript has 11 exons.
AGGUCUUCCUGAAAAAUGGAUGAUGACUACUUUGGAGGAUUUGAGGCUGCAGAAAUUUUUUUUAAAGAUGGAAACAGUGAACCCCAGACAACGUCUCCUGCUAUUCCUUGGGCGGCCUUUUCCACAGUGCCUGAAAUUCUUGUGCCACCGACAGUUUCAGCCGAGCUGCUUCCGAAACAGGCUCCAGAUGAUGUACCAGCAGACAUUCAACUGCCACCCAAUACUUUAAGUGCAGCUGAUCUUAAAGAGAAGCAGUCAGUUGAUCCGCCGUUGACUGAAAAUCCAGAAAGAGCAUCUGCCAGUUAUGAUGAAGCUGAUACAAAAUCAAGGCAAGAUGAUUCUGCAAAGCAUUUUCAACAAACCCUUUCAGCUCUGGAAAGUAAACUUCAAACAGCAGACGAAGAAAAAGCUAGGAUAAAAAAGGAGUUAGAAGAUCUUUUGGAAAAACACAGGACUUUGGAAACCGAUUACCUGAAAGAAAAAGAUGAUAAAUUAAUUUCACAUAAAGAUAUAUACAACAAGCUCCAGGAGAAGCAUAAAGUGGAGUUGGAAGAUUUAAGAAAAGCUGGACACGAGGCCUUGUCUAUUAUUGUGGAAGAAUUCAAGGCCCUGCUGAAGGUCGUGGUGGACGAACGGGAAAAGUCCUUGGAGAAGCAACAUGUCUCUGCGGUGGAGAAACAGGCACAGAAAUGCGAAGAGCUGCUCAAUGCUCAGCAUCAAAGGCUGCUUGAUAUGUUGGAAGAAGAGCGGGAAAUCUUAGAAGACAAAACCAAAGAAUCCUUGUUGCAACAAUCCCAGGAAUACAAGGAAAUGUUGGAAAAAUGCAUGGAGAAUGAAAGGGAACGUAAUAAGGAGGCUUUGGCAGAUGCUGCAAAGCUUGAAAAAGAGGAUUUGCAGGCUGCCAUCCUAGCAGCGGUAAAGGCUGAAAGGGAAAGCAUGGAAAAAACUCACGACCAAGAAAAAGAAUUAUGGCAAGCCGAGAGAGACAAAGAUCGUGAGAAGAUUGCUCAAGCGGUAGAAGAAGCAGUGGAACGGCAAAAACAGAAAUCCGAAGAAAUGGUAAAAGCAGCAAUCCUAGAAGAACAAAAGAAAAGUGAGAAAGCUGUAGAAGAAGCUGUGAAGCAAACGAGGGAAGAACUGAUGGAAUAUAUCAAGGAGCAGAAAAGA